Molecule: messenger RNA, 6291 nt
Organism: Dipodomys spectabilis (banner-tailed kangaroo rat)
Lineage: Eukaryota; Metazoa; Chordata; Mammalia; Rodentia; Heteromyidae
Gene: Clasp2
Product: cytoplasmic linker associated protein 2
Exons: 38
Coding region: 123-4655 (1510 amino acids)
Biological process (GO): mitotic spindle assembly
Cellular component (GO): mitotic spindle; cytoplasmic microtubule; spindle microtubule
Molecular function (GO): microtubule binding
Source: RefSeq, a predicted model, not a curated record
GCCGUGCCCCGGGAGCGGCGCCUCGUGCGGACCAGGGCGUCCCCUCCGGCUCCCUCAGGGGCUCGGAGUGGCGGCUGGGCGGCGCUCGGUGAGAAGUUAGCUCCGGACGGGCGGGCGCAGCCAUGGAGCCCCGCAGCGCGGAGUACUUCAGCGCCCAGGUGCUGCAGAAGGAGGUGGGCAGCCGACUGCAGGCCGGCUCGGAACUCCUGCUCUACCUCGGCUCCCCCAGCGCCAUCCCGGAUCUGGAGGAAGACCCGAGCCGCUUGGAUAAGAUCGUGGACGCGCUCGUCGGCUGGGUGGGCUCGAGCAACUACCGGGUAUCAUUAUUAGGAUUGGAAAUUUUAAGUGCCUUUGUGGACAGAUUAUCAACACGAUUUAAAUCCUAUAUACCACUGGUUAUUGUAGCUUUAGUAGACAGAAUGGGAGAUGCCAAAGACAAAGUUCGAGAUGAAGCUCAAACUCUGAUAUUGAAGUUAAUGGAUGAAGUAUCAACACCAGCAUCCAUUUGGGAACAGUUGGCUUCUGGUUUUAAGCACAAGAAUUUUCGAUCACGAGAAGGCGUGUGUCUGUGUCUUAUUGAAACCUUAAACAAUUUUGGAGCUCAGUCACUCCUCAUCAACAAGCUGGUACCACAUUUGUGUGUCUUAUUUGGAGAUUGCAACAGUCAGGUGAGAAGUGCUGCACUCUCAGCUAUAGUAGAGAUUUAUAGACAUGUAGGAGAGAAAUUGAGAAUUGACCUUUAUAAGAGAGGAAUUCCUCCUGCCAGAUUAGAAAUAAUAUUUGCCAAAUUUGAUGAAGUGCAAAAUUCGGGCAGUAUGAUUUUGAGCAUCUGCAAAGAUAAAAGCUUUGAUGAUGAGGAAUCAGUGGAUGGAAAUAGGCCAUCAUCAGCUGCUUCAGCCUUCAAGGUUCCUGCACCUAAAACACCCGGAAAUCCUGUCAACAGUGCAAGGAAGCCUGGUUCAGCAGGUGGCCCUAAGGUUGGAGCAGGUGCUUCUAAAGAAGGAGGGGCUGGAGCCGUUGAUGAAGAUGAUUUUAUAAAAGCUUUUACAGAUGUCCCUUCUAUUCAGAUUUAUUCUAGUCGAGAACUUGAAGAAACAUUAAAUAAAAUCAGGGAAAUACUGUCAGAUGACAAACAUGACUGGGAUCAGCGUGCCAAUGCACUUAAGAAAAUCCGAUCACUGCUUGUUGCUGGAGCUGCACAGUAUGAUUGCUUUUUCCAACAUUUGCGCUUGUUGGAUGGAGCACUUAAACUAUCAGCUAAGGACCUUAGAUCCCAGGUGGUCCGGGAAGCUUGUAUUACUGUGGCCCACCUUUCAACAGUUUUGGGAAACAAGUUUGAUCAUGGCGCUGAAGCCAUUGUACCUACACUUUUUAAUCUUGUCCCCAAUAGUGCAAAAGUCAUGGCAACUUCUGGAUGUGCAGCAAUCAGAUUCAUCAUUCGGCAUACUCAUGUACCUAGGCUUAUUCCUUUAAUAACAAGCAACUGCACAUCAAAAUCAGUUCCAGUGAGGAGGCGUUCCUUUGAAUUUUUAGAUCUGUUGUUACAAGAAUGGCAGACUCAUUCCUUAGAAAGACAUGCAGCUGUCUUGGUUGAAACAAUUAAGAAGGGAAUUCAUGAUGCUGAUGCUGAGGCCAGAGUGGAGGCAAGAAAGACAUAUAUGGGUCUUAGAAACCACUUUCCUGGUGAAGCUGAAACAUUAUAUAAUUCUCUUGAGCCGUCUUAUCAGAAAAGUCUUCAAACUUACCUGAAGAGCUCUGGCAGUGUAGCAUCUCUACCACAAUCAGACAGGUCUUCAUCUAGUUCACAAGAAAGUCUAAAUCGCCCUUUUUCUUCCAAAUGGUCUACAGCCAACCCUUCAACUGUGGCUGGAAGAGUAUCAGUGGGCAGCAGCAAAGCCAGUUCCCUUCCAGGAAGCCUGCAGCGUUCCCGAAGUGACAUUGAUGUGAAUGCUGCUGCUGGUGCCAAGGCACAUCAUGCAGCUGGACAGUCUGUGCGAAGUGGUCGGUUAGGUGCAGGAGCCCUGAAUCCAGGAUCCUAUGCGUCUCUAGGCCGGGUGAGAGCAAAGCUUUCAGCACCACUUGCUGGUAUGGGAAAUGCCAAGACAGAUUCUAGAGGAAGAAGCCGAACAAAAAUGGUGUCUCAGUCUCAGCCUGGCAGCCGAUCUGGAUCUCCAGGACGAGUUCUGACCACAACAACCCUUUCUACUGUGAGCUCUGGUGCUCAAAGAGUCCUGGUCAAUUCAGCAUCUGCACAGAAAAGAAGCAAAAUACCACGGAGCCAGGGCUGCAGCAGAGAAGCUAGUCCAUCUAGGCUUUCAGUGGCCCGAAGCAGCCGUAUUCCUCGUCCAAGUGUGAGUCAGGGAUGCAGCCGAGAAGCUAGUCGAGAGAGUAGCAGAGAUACAAGUCCUGUCCGCUCUUUUCAGCCCCUUGGUCCAGGGUAUGGGAUCAGCCAAUCGAGCCGACUGUCAUCUUCUGUCAGUGCCAUGAGAGUCCUGAAUACUGGGUCCGAUGUGGAAGAAGCAGUAGCUGAUGCCUUGAAAAAACCUGCUCGAAGACGAUAUGAAUCCUAUGGAAUGCAUUCAGAUGAUGAUGCCAACAGUGAUGCUUCUAGUGCUUGUUCAGAACGCUCCUAUAGUUCUCGAAAUGGUAGUAUUCCUACAUAUAUGAGACAGACGGAAGAUGUGGCAGAAGUUCUCAAUAGAUGUGCUAGUUCCAAUUGGUCAGAAAGGAAAGAAGGCCUCCUGGGUCUGCAAAACUUAUUAAAAAAUCAAAGAACUCUAAGUCGAGUUGAACUGAAGAGGUUAUGUGAAAUUUUCACAAGAAUGUUUGCUGAUCCUCAUGGCAAGAGAGUUUUCAGCAUGUUUUUGGAGACUCUAGUAGAUUUCAUACAAGUCCACAAAGAUGAUCUUCAGGAUUGGCUGUUUGUACUGCUGACACAGCUGCUGAAAAAAAUGGGUGCCGAUUUGCUUGGGUCUGUUCAGGCAAAAGUUCAGAAAGCCCUAGAUGUUACCAGAGAAUCUUUUCCAAAUGACCUUCAAUUUAAUAUUCUAAUGAGAUUUACGGUUGAUCAGACCCAGACACCAAGCUUAAAGACAGUCAAGCCAGCACUUCGGGACCAGAUUCACUGUUUUUGGAGCUCUAAGGUGAAGGUUGCUAUUCUUAAAUACAUAGAAACUCUGGCCAAACAGAUGGAUCCAGGCGAUUUUAUAAAUUCCAGUGAAACUCGACUGGCAGUGUCUCGGGUUAUCACUUGGACCACAGAACCCAAAAGCUCUGAUGUUCGGAAGGCAGCACAAUCAGUGCUGAUUUCUUUAUUUGAACUUAAUACCCCAGAGUUUACAAUGUUAUUAGGAGCUUUACCAAAAACUUUUCAAGAUGGUGCUACCAAACUUCUUCAUAAUCACCUUCGAAAUGCUGGCAAUGGAACGCAGAGUUCCAUGGGAAGUCCUUUGACAAGACCAACACCUCGAUCACCAGCCAACUGGUCCAGUCCUCUUACAUCUCCUACCAAUACAUCACAGAACACUUUAUCUCCAAGUGCAUUUGACUAUGACACAGAAAACAUGAACUCUGAAGACAUUUAUAGUUCUCUUAGAGGAGUCACUGAGGCAAUCCAGAGUUUCAGCUUCCGCAGUCAAGAGGACAUGAGUGAGCCACUGAAAAGGGACCCUAGAAAAGACGAUGGUGACUCCAUGUGUGGUGGUCCUGGUGUGGCGGACCCAAGAGCCGGAGGCGAUGCAACUGACUCAAGCCAAACAACUAUUGAUAAUAAAGCAUCAUUGCUCCACUCCAUGCCUGCUCACUCUUCUCCACGAUCUCGAGACUACAAUCCCUAUAACUAUUCGGAUAGCAUCAGCCCCUUCAACAAAUCUGCCCUCAAGGAAGCCAUGUUUGAUGAUGAUGCUGACCAGUUUCCUGAUGAUCUUUCCCUAGAUCAUUCUGACCUAGUUGCAGAGUUGUUGAAGGAAUUGUCUAACCACAAUGAACGUGUAGAAGAAAGAAAAAUUGCCCUCUAUGAACUGAUGAAACUAACACAGGAAGAGUCUUUCAGUGUUUGGGAUGAGCACUUCAAAACAAUACUACUUUUAUUGCUGGAAACUCUUGGGGACAAAGAGCCUACAAUCAGAGCUUUGGCAUUAAAAGUUUUAAAAGAAAUUCUAAGGCAUCAGCCAGCAAGAUUUAAAAACUAUGCAGAACUGACUGUCAUGAAAACAUUGGAAGCACAUAAAGACCCUCAUAAAGAGGUGGUGAGGUCUGCUGAGGAAGCGGCAUCAGUGCUGGCCACCUCUAUUAGUCCAGAGCAGUGCAUCAAAGUGCUGUGCCCUAUCAUUCAGACUGCAGACUACCCCAUUAAUCUGGCUGCGAUCAAAAUGCAAACAAAGGUGAUCGAGAGAGUAUCCAAGGAAACCCUUAACCUACUCCUACCAGAGAUUAUGCCAGGCCUAAUACAGGGUUAUGAUAAUUCGGAGAGCAGUGUUCGGAAAGCUUGUGUCUUCUGCCUAGUAGCUGUUCAUGCAGUAAUUGGUGAUGAGCUAAAACCACAUCUCAGUCAACUCACUGGCAGUAAAAUGAAGCUACUGAACCUUUAUAUCAAACGUGCACAGACGGGUUCAGGAGGGACUGAUCCCACUAAUGACGUUUCUGGACAAAGUUAGCAGCAAUCAUCAGUGAAGCAGGUCUCUCAAGGACAGACAGACCACCCUCAUCAGUGAAAGGAAAUUCUCAAAAUACAUCUUUUGGAACUUAACCAUUGUUUCCCGGUUUUUGUUUUUUUGUUUCAUUUCAUUUUGUAUUUUCUGUAACAGAGAGCUAUCCUCAGUCUGCAUGUAACUUUUAUGAUAGUUAUUCCAAAUUCAAAAAGAAGCAGUAUUAACAAUUGAUCAAUACAAAGUAAUUUUUUAGUCUAACUCACCAUUUCACAUGUUUGUACUUCUUUGUCUUCCCAUUAACCUUUGCCAGUGUUAUGAUUGUAUAAAUUUUUUUAAAUACUGGUUAAACCGGAAUGCUUAAAGCUUUAAAAGUUUUAACAGUCUAAAACAUUUUUUGUCUUUAUUCAACUGCAGAAUAAUAUUUUUAUUGCUACUUUGAGUUUUGUUCCAUAUCAUGUCCUAGCUAGAAAUAUUAUUAAUGACGUGAAACAAAGCAGGACUGAUUUGAACUUCAGCUGGACUCUGUUGGUAUGAUGGUGAGCCAUGUCAUUAGUUGCAACUUCUUCGGGGUCAUUUGUAGUUUGAAAAUGAAGACCUGGAAGAGAAACAUUACAGAAUCAGCCAGUUCUGUAAAACUGCUGUUGUUUGUUGGUUAUUGAUCUUGCCAUCAUUAUUUAAAACCAUGUCCUUCUAUGAUCCCUUCAGAAAGCUGCACCAAAUCAUCUGCCUGUUUUUUUCUUGAUACUUGUUGAAAUGGAAAGUUUCAUUGCAGGGUUUUUGUGUUGUUUUUUUGUUUGUUUAUUUUGUUGUGAAUGAUGCUUUUUUUGUAUUUAUUAAUAUCAGAUUCACUUAUGAAUAAACUUGAUAAUGGAAACAGACAAAAGAAUCAAGUGCAUGUGUGUCCUUGAGUGUCUUCUGUUUCUCACUUAGUAAAACCAACUAAUUAUUGAUAUGGAGUCAACCAGCACUAUUUCCUGAAAAUGAUGGAAGCUGGAUUUUUCUAACCAUGAAAACAUUGAUCCUGAUGAGAGAGAAGAUGGUGCCAAGGCUGUCUUGUAAUAAUGGGCUCAAAUUCUCUACCUCUUCAGGGCUAAUGCUUUUAACUGAGCUGCUGCCUGUAAUAUGUCUUUCAGAAAACUAUUUAAAGGGUGAUUUCUGUUAGUUUUUAACAAAAAUUUUAAUCACCUUUUGCUAAACCUGUUCUUUUCAUAUGCAGCCGUCUCAAAAAUGACCAGUUUCAGUGAAAGCCAACUGAAAUCAUUUGGAACCAGGAUUCAAUGAUUUCUCAUUUUGACUUUUUUUUUAUUUAAUUUUAACAUGAAGUGAAUUUGACUGGCAAGGCAAAGGUCUGUGAGAGGAGCAAUUUGCUAUUGUUACAGAGUUACCUGUACUAUCUUUGUUUAAUUGAAAAAAAAAUGUAGAAAUGUAUGUAAAGAAUCUAAGACAAGAGAACUGAAUGGGUGAUUUGUUAUAGGCUUUUCCCUUCCUUUGUGUUCUAGCAGCAAGAAAAGACAUUUCCCAAUAUUCUCUCCCCUCACCUGUAACAGCUUUGUUUUUACUGUUACUGUUAAUUACGUUGUGUAUUUAUAGUUCAAUGCUUACUGUUGUGCAUAUACUGGCAAUAAAACUGUACAUAACAUUA